ACCGCACGACUACACCUUCGGUGGGGGCAGCGAAGACGGUGAUCUCUACGACAAUGUGGACACACCCAAGGUGGCUUUUGCAUGCUUCCAGGUGCCGUGGACCGGGAACUCGCACCACCCAGGACUGGACUUAACACCCAACAUGGUGCCCACCGUGCCUGCUGGCCUACCUGUACUGCGACCACUACCCAUUACGUGGCCUGGCACGCACCACGCAGAACGCUGCAGCACCUCACCCUGCACUGAUGUAACUGGAAAGCCUGCCUCACCUGUCAACGUCAGGCACCGGCUGAGACUAUUGGACUGA
Pelobates cultripes (western spadefoot toad) is the source of this 307-nucleotide messenger RNA. Lineage: Eukaryota; Metazoa; Chordata; Amphibia; Anura; Pelobatidae. The record is from the annotation of a GenBank genome assembly.